AUGAGUAAAAAGUUGAAAAUUACAACAACAAAUUACAUAAAAAAUUUAAAUAUUUGGAAGUGUUGUUUGUAUGGAUGUAUUUAUUUAGUUUUAUUUCAAAUUCUGAGCAUCAUCACUCAAAUCCAAGAUUUUUGUUUUAGUUACUUAUCCAAAUUAAGUCAUGUUAAUAUUCCAGAAACUGUUUGUCAAAUUGAGAAGUUUUGUUUUUAUGGAUGUGCAAUUAUUAGUUCAGUCAGAAUCUCACAGAAUGUUACUGAAAUUGGAUGUGCAUGUUUCUAUGGGAGUGUAAAUGUUUUAACAUUCGUAUCCCCAAAAAUACAAUAA
Messenger RNA from Entamoeba invadens IP1, 324 nucleotides. RefSeq lists its product as hypothetical. Lineage: Eukaryota; Evosea; Mastigamoebida; Endamoebidae. The record is from RefSeq and is a predicted model, not a curated record. The transcript has 3 exons. Bases 1 to 324 code for a protein of 107 amino acids.